This is a messenger RNA of Tauraco erythrolophus (red-crested turaco), 1107 nucleotides long. NCBI's taxonomy places the organism in Eukaryota, Metazoa, Chordata, Aves, Musophagiformes, Musophagidae. The record is from RefSeq and is a predicted model, not a curated record.
AUGGCGGUGCCAACUCGCCUGCUUACGCGAGAGCGUCGUCUGCCUUCGUUUCCCUCGCCGUGCAAAAUGACGGCGCUUGGUUGGCCUUCCUUCUAUGACGUGAUCAGUCCUGAUGUGAUUACUUUCAAUGAUGAUUUCUCCUAUGGGAUGCAUCGGAUUGAAAUAUCCUGCAGUCAGUGUGGUGCUCACCUGGGGCAUAUUUUUGACGAUGGACCUCGUCCAACUGGCAAGCGGUACUGCACAAACUCUGCUUCGUUAUCUUUCAAGCCAGCAGACAAGAACAAUGCCGGAGAAGGCAGCGGUAACGCCAGUCCUGCCCAAACAGGCAAAGCUGAGCUGUAGGACAAAGCAAAACCUGCGGAAAACUGUGCUGAUCCCACACAGCUUACAAGGAAUGUUUUCUAAGUUGCCUGCUCUCUUAUAACCUAAGAAUGUUUAAAUGUAUGAAAGCAUUUUGCCCCAUCCUUCUUCUUCCUCACCUUUUGAGAACUGAGGCCUUGCCUGCCAGUGCGUUUGCUAUAUAAUUGGAUUGAAAAGUGUGUUGACUGACUCCACAGGUUUUCUUUUCCUUUCUUUUCUUUGAGAUUGCUUUGGGGAAACCUUAAAUUGAGAGGCUUUGGCACUAGUAGUUAUUAGUUUCUUCUUGGUGCUGUGUUACUCUAGGUUUGAACACUAUUCCUUUUUGUGUGGGAGAUGGGACUUCUGUUUAUCUCCAGUCUAUAGGAAACUUCUAGGCAUAAGAGAAUCCUGAAUUCCCAGCACAUCUCUGCUUUGUUCUGACUUGCGAGGCAUGCAGCCUUCGGUCAUAUGUAUUCAGCCAUCUCCCAGCAUCGCUGCACCCUGCAAAAACUUGUACUUAUGGCUGUUCCUUCCCAACUGAGAGAGAUGGAUGAGAUGUAAAGCCCAUCCUUUGGCUAAUUUACUGCCAAAAUUUCAAGGGUGUGGUUGAAAGGAUGUAAACAUUGUCUCAGCAUCUAUUUUUCCCCUUUGUUUGGUAUUUAAAUCAAGGUUUUAACUGUUAAGGCUCACUUCUACAGGCUACUAAUGAGGCUUUGUCUUUUAGUGAGGCCUGUUCAGCAACUGUAACUCAAAUCUAAAUUAAAGUUG